This is a messenger RNA of Salvelinus fontinalis (brook trout), 687 nucleotides long. RefSeq names its product nephrocystin-4-like. The record is from RefSeq and is a predicted model, not a curated record. Gene Ontology annotation, biological process: protein localization to ciliary transition zone; negative regulation of canonical Wnt signaling pathway. NCBI's taxonomy places the organism in Eukaryota, Metazoa, Chordata, Actinopteri, Salmoniformes, Salmonidae. The coding region runs from base 283 to 687 and encodes 134 amino acids. Gene Ontology annotation, cellular component: cytoskeleton; ciliary base; non-motile cilium. The transcript is spliced from 5 exons.
CAUAGAAGAAUAACUUCGUUCAGUUCAACUCAAAAGACACACCCUCGUCAAUUUACCCUCGCGUUAUGCCCUUGGGGGAAUCCCCGUCACCAUCUUGGCGGGCGGUCCAAAUGAUUAACCAAGCAAGGGAAGUUUACAACAUAAGUCCCUCAGCCCUCGUUUUUAGUCGAGUUUGUGAGUGUAGAAUUAUGUUCACUCCGGGGCCUGAAACUCCCCACAGUUCAAUUCACGACGAUUGUACAUCCGCUAAGAAAAGUCAGCCAAAACUUACAAACAACAUCAAUGGAGAAGUCAACAUACAAGUGUGGUGUACUUCCACAACUCUCUUUCUGCCCAUCGUGGUGGCUGUGGUGGAGCUGGUGGAGUUACAGCCCAGGGCAGAUGGCUCCCAGCAUGCACUGGGGUGCUGCUAAGCCAUCCUGCACCUCUUCUCAGCAGGACAGAACCUCAGGCAGGCUAAGUUUGUACCAUGGAACACCCAGGACCCUGCUCCAUCUACUGCCAAAGGAUCCUAGCAAGCAGAGACAGCUGUUGCCCGCAAUCAAUGAAACUCAUUUGGUGUGCAGUUUGAAGCUUCACCAUGCUCUGGAACCUGCCAUGCACCUCUUCCCCCAGAACAUGGUGCCUGGGGAAGAGAACAUCCCCGGGGUUACGCCCUCCCCUACAGAUUCCUACCGCAAGCCUUGA